CGCAAUGCCCGCAGAACUCCUCGCCCUCCCACCAGCCUACACCCUCAUCGGGUUCUACCGCCUGUGCACCGACGAGUCGAUACGCAAGCCCGUGUGGGACAAGGUGCGGCACGCGGCCGUGCGCGGCGCCAUGGUCGGCGCCGCGUACGCCGUGUUCGGGUGGGGGGCCAUGGACUUUGUCGUGCGCCGGUUUAUCGUCGGCAAGGCCGCGGCCAAGGGCGGGCGGGUGACCCUUGGUAGUGGGACGCUGGCGAUGAGUAUCGACUUGGUGUUUUACACCCACAUCAUGCUCCUCCUCCCGCAGCUCGGCGCAAUUCUGCGCUUCUUCAUGCUCAAGAACCUGCGCAUCGCCCGCGCCCGGGCGUACAACCUGACUGUCGCGUCGCGCGGCAAGCCCGCCGAAUUCUGGGGUCUGGGAUACGUCGAGGAGUGGCAACAGCCGCCCCCAGUUCCACCACCCCGCGCGCGCGGCCGCCCAAGCCGCGAGCAGUGGGUGCGCUGGCUGCUGUGGUGGCCUAGCCAGAGUGUGAUCCGGCAUUACAUUCUCUUCCCACUCUCCCCAACGCUGCCGCUCAUCGUGCCCCUCUUCACGUCAUCGCUCAAGGCGCUCGGCACGGCAGAGUUCCUCCACAAGCCGUACUUUGCGCAGAAGCGCAUGACGCACGAGGCCGAGUGGAUUUGGGUCGACGAGCGCAAGUGGGCGUACCGCGCCUUCGGCUUCAGCGCGGCGCUGCUCGAGAGUCUCCCGAUUAUCGGGCUGGUGUUUAGUAUCUCGAACCGCAUCGGCGCGGCCAUGUGGGCUCACGACCUCGAGAAGCGCCAGCACCUCUUCGCCCAUGUCAUCCUCCGCCCGCUGCCGCCCUCCCGCGUGGGCAUCUUCGGCACCGGUACCCCGCUGGACAUGACGUCCGAGGUGCGCCGCGCGGGCUCCGAGAUCGAGAAGCGCUGGUCCAACACGCCAGUGUACGCUCCGACAGACGAUGGCGACGACGAGGCGCCAGUGCCGCCGGGUGGGUUUGCGGCGCCUGGAGGGUUUCCAACGUCUGGAGGCUAUGCGCCUCCUCCCCUUCCCCAGGCUUCGUAUCCUCCCCAGGCUCCGUACCAAGGCCACCCUCCGGCCCCGCACGGCGCACCGUACGGCGAGCCCGCUCCGCCUCCGUACUCUGCCGUCGCUGGGGCUGGCGCCGUCGCCGGGCCUAGCCAGGACGGCGCGAGGCGCAGGCUGCCGCCCCAGCUGCCUCCCCGGCCUGACUCGAAGGCUUCGGCCGACUCAAAAUACAAGGGUCAGUGA
Vanrija pseudolonga is the source of this 1291-nucleotide messenger RNA. RefSeq lists its product as uncharacterized. The coding region runs from base 5 to 1291 and encodes 428 amino acids. The transcript has 5 exons. Lineage: Eukaryota; Fungi; Basidiomycota; Tremellomycetes; Trichosporonales; Trichosporonaceae. The record is from RefSeq and is a predicted model, not a curated record.